CUAAUCGUAUAAAAGCGCUGUGUUUGUUAGCACAAGCUCAGAAAGCGAGGCUUCGUUCGAACAUACUGUGUAAACUUUAUAUACAUUACAAAAUUCAGAAUGAGAAUGACAAACGGAAGUAUGCUGACCAUUUUAUUAAUAUGCACAGCUGUUUCUGCAACAAGUUGGACGAAUAAAGAGAAAGAAAGAAACUAUAGAGUUGAAGAAAUCAAAAAUGGUCAGCGAUUUGACUGGACUAAAAUCAACGAGAAAUGUGAAGAUGAACACCCACAAUGCAAGAGCUUCACCAAAUUAUGUAAAUACAAAAUUGUAACUAACAAAUGCAAGGAUACGUGUGGUUACUGCCGUGCUCAAGCUGCUCCAGUAGAUUGCAAGAUUACGAAGCACGGUUGUUGCUGGGACAACCGAACUAUUGCCAAGGGACCACAUAACAAAGGAUGUCCAGCUUGCGUAGAUAAAUUCAGUGAAUGCAAAUUAUAUUCAUCACAGUGCAGCAAACAGCAGUUCCAACUUAUGUGUCCAGUGACGUGUCGCAUCAAAUGCAGCCAAUGCAUUGACAACCAAUAUCAAGCAAAGAUAUGUCCGCUUUACAAACGGCAUGGGUUCUGCAAAAUAUCCCCUGACUUAAUGGAGAAAAUGUGUUCAAAGACAUGUGGGUUUUGCGCUACGUAACAUUGGAUUAAUUGUAAAUUGACUAAAUAUCUGGCCGUUUGGAAGUUUAUUUCACGUCAAACCCUUUCUAUUUACUCAACUACGCAACAAUCACUAAACCAGAUACAUUUUUGUUAAGCUGUGAAAAAACGAAAGAUGUGUUGGAUUGAAAGUUUGAGGAAAUUAAUGUGCAAAUAAUGCGGACCAGAUUUAAGAUCUGUAGAUAAAUGCUGGACAUUUUACCCACGUGUCAGACAGUAAAAAUGUAAAUAAUUAUGUAGCAUUAAUCUUAUUUAAAUAAAACCGUAUUUUAUCACA
Molecule: messenger RNA, 969 nt
Organism: Hydractinia symbiolongicarpus
Lineage: Eukaryota; Metazoa; Cnidaria; Hydrozoa; Anthoathecata; Hydractiniidae
Exons: 7
Coding region: 100-672 (190 amino acids)
Source: RefSeq, a predicted model, not a curated record